AUUUAAUGUAUUUAUAAUGACGAUGCUGACUUAUAUUAAACAUAUCAGUAAGCUCAUCCAUCUUAAAUUAAUCAGCACCUUUCUAAUCCUCAUUUAAUUUUAUACAUAAUUGUCAAGUGCUAAAGCCUCGCAAUCCAAGUCUUCUGUUAACUUAUUAGAUGUUUAUCAUUUAACACGCGAUGAUCGAUUUAGUUAAUUUACUCUCGAAGAUGGAAAGUUUAAUAAAUUAAUGUGAAUGUUUUUGCGCCCGAAACCAUGUAAAAAUGGGCAGCAACUGUAGUCUCUGGGUCAAUAGUUGCUUGUUAUGUUUUGAUUAUUAGAUGAAAAAGGUUAAACCAUAAACAUUAAGAAAUAUGUAAUAAGAAGCUUAGUUCACGCAUCGUGUCAUCAAAACAUACAAUCAUUUAACACUUUAGUUCUGUGUAGAUACAAGGAAAUACAUAACUUUAAAGCUCAGUCUAAUCAAAUUUGCUGAAACUAAUUAGUUUUCAGAAUUUAAAAUGAUAUUGAGGCAGGUUUUUUGCAAAAAGGUUUUUUUUUCACGUGUCACAGACAAUCGCCUCUUUUCAGAUUUAUCAAAUCUGCCUUCAUGUAUAACAGAUCCGAGCCUGUGACAGAUCACAACUCUGCUUUUCUGUGUUUCUCAAUCAGCUGAAUCGGCACAAAAUAUAAAUAAUCUUCUGAUAUGAAGUAAUUUUAAAAAUCACAUUAUAAGCAAUUUUUCAACUUUAUAACUCAAUAAAUUGAAUGAAAUACUUUCAGUAGCUAAAGACGAUCAGAACAGUCACUUCAAUAUUUAAAAAUGAGAUUGAAACAUUCCUUGUUAACUUCGUUAUUAGCUUUUGUAGGAUCAAUCAAUGGUUGGAUCAUUAUUGAUGGAAUUAAAAAUGUUUUAGAAAGUGUAGGCAGUGUUGGAACAAAUGUCAAAGUAUUGUUCUCUCCAAAUCUGUAUACCGCAUACAGCUACAACCUAGAAAAUAUGCAUGACAUUGUUCAUAACGGAGGCUUCGACAGAAAACUUCCAACAGUCAUUUAUAUUCACGGAUAUCUUGGAGAUGGUGAAUUUGAUGAAAGUGUAAUGGCAGUGAGAAAUGCUUAUAGGGAGGAAAAUAAUCAAAAUUUUAUUGCCGUUGAUUGGAGUGCCUUUUCUCAUUUCACAGUCGGAGUACCUUAUUUUAAUAAUAUCAGGAAAUUAAGACAAAUUUGCGAAGAAAUAGCUGUUCAAUUGGACAAAAUUCGUAAUCAAGGCUGUUCAUGCUACAAAAACUUUUAUCUUGUUGGUCAUUCACUUGGUGGGCAAUGUGCUGGUUUAGUUGGGCGACAUUUGAAGAAAAUUUCAAACAAUCAUUUUGUUAUUUCUAAAAUUUAUGCCUUAGAUCCAGCUGGGCCCGAUUUUGAGACCAAAUCAAUAAUUCACUUGCAUAAAAGCUUCGAUUGUAUUUCCAGGAACGAUGCAGACUAUGUUCAAAUUAUUCACACAAACGGAAAUAGAUAUGGAUUGUCAGAAAGUCUUGGACAUGCUGAUUUUUAUCCAAAUGGUGGAAUGAGUCAACCUGGAUGUAAAUCAGAUGUUUGCAGUCACACAUUUGCAUGGAUAUUUUAUCAGCAAAGUAUUAGACUAGAAGGUGGAUUCCUAGCAAGACAAUGCGAUUCUUAUGAUAAUUUUCAAAUGGGAAAUUGUGACUUAAAUGAAAUCAGUUUCAUGGGAUUUUCAAGCAACGGAACUCGUCCAACGGGAACUUAUUUCUUAAGAACCCAUCCAAGUAAAUUUGGACCAGCUUUGCGUGAAGAAGGCUUGAAGAGAACCAUUUCAUACUUAAUAUUAGAAGAUGGAUCGAAACAAACAAAUACUGGAAUCUAUGGUUUCCGUGCACCAGUUUCUAAUGUUACUAAUCUUAAUGAAGGGAAUUCUCCAAAUGAAAUCCCAUUGGAUAGAUAUAACGAAAUGCUUCAUAGACAACAUAUUGAUCAAAAUCGCUUACAAGAUGAAAAUUCCAGUGAAUGAGGUGCUUAUUAAUUUAAAAUUUCCAUAAUAUUGCUGUAACGAUAAUAAAUAUUUUAUUCUGGUUCGAAUGUUUAAAUAAAAAAAGAAUCGAAUAAUUUUUCAUUCUGAUAGCAAACAUUUUGGUUACAUCACAUUAAAUACAUUUUUCUGCUCCUGAUUUAGCUGAAAAUGAACUUUUUAAAAAUAGAAAUAAAAUUGAUGACUUUUCAAAUUAUUAUUGCAAAAACAAUCUAUCGAUGUAAAGGCUGGACAAAUAAAUUUCUAGAUAAGCCUUUAUGAUUUAUAACUCCUUGAACUGAAUGAAAAGCUCCAGUUGCUAAAGUGAAUUAGAACAGUCUCUUCAUUGUAAAAUGAGGAACAAAAACUUAUUGAAACUUUUUUUAAUUUCAAUAUUCAUAAUUGGAAUUAAUGGAGAUAUAUUAGACUAUUUGAAAGGCUGGAAAGAAAGUUUUGGAAGUAUCGGAAAAAAUGUCAAAGUUUUGUUCUCGCCAAAUCUGUACACAGCAUACAGUUACAAAUUGGAAUCAAUGUCAAAUAUUGUUCAUAAUUCAGAAUUUGACCAAAAUCUCCCAACAGUCGUUUAUAUUCAUGGUUAUCUUGAUGAUGGUGAAUUUGAGGAAAGUACAAUGGCAGUAAGAAGUGCAUAUCGGAAGAAGAAUAAACAAAAUUUUAUUGCGAUUGACUGGAGUGUAUUCUCAUAUUUCACGUCAGGCAUCCCUUAUUUAGGAAACAUUAAAAAAUUAAAGCUAAUUUGUGAAGGAAUUGCAGUUCAACUAGAAUUGAUUCGAACUCAAGGCUGUUCAUGCUAUAAAAACUUUUAUCUUGUUGGACAUUCUCUUGGUAGUCAAUGUACUGGUUUAGUUGGACGACAUUUGAGAAAAAUUUCUAACGAGAACUUUAUUAUUCCAAGAAUUUAUGCUUUGGAUCCAGCUAGACCAGAUUUUGAGAAAAGAAUACCUUUUGUUUUUAGCAAACGAUUUGAUGGCAUUUCAAGGAAUGAUGCAGAUUACGUUCAAGUAAUACACACUAAUGGCAAUAGAUAUGGAGUUAAAAGUGCUGUUGGACAUGCUGAUUUUUAUCCAAAUGGUGGAAUGAGUCAACCUGGAUGUAAUGAUGAUUCAUGCAGUCACCAAUAUGCUUGGAUGUUUUUCCAACAAAGUAUCAGAGAGGAAGGUGCUUUUUUGGCCCGAAAAUGCGACUCAUAUGAUAAUUUUCAAAAUGGAAAUUGUGACUCAAAUGAAGUUUCAUACAUGGGAUACUCAAGCAAUGGAACUUCACCAAUGGGAACUUAUUUUUUAAGAACCCAUCCAAGCAAAUUUGGAUCUGCAUUGGGUGAAGAAGGUCUUAAAAGAACCAACUCAUACUUGAUAUUUGAAAAUGGAACCAAAACAUCCGACACUAUGGGAUAUGGUUUACGUCAUUUAAAACCUAAUAAAAUUAAUCUUGAUGACAGAAAUUCUACAAAUGAGAUUCCAUUGGAAAGAUUUAACGAAAUG
Molecule: messenger RNA, 3501 nt
Organism: Chironomus riparius
Lineage: Eukaryota; Metazoa; Arthropoda; Insecta; Diptera; Chironomidae
Source: the annotation of a GenBank genome assembly